This is a messenger RNA of Mangifera indica (mango), 2481 nucleotides long. RefSeq names its product disease resistance protein RPV1-like. Gene Ontology annotation, molecular function: ADP binding. NCBI's taxonomy places the organism in Eukaryota, Viridiplantae, Streptophyta, Magnoliopsida, Sapindales, Anacardiaceae. The record is from RefSeq and is a predicted model, not a curated record. The transcript has 6 exons. Gene Ontology annotation, biological process: signal transduction; defense response. Bases 1 to 2481 code for a protein of 826 amino acids.
AUGGCUUCCUCUUCUUCUUCUUCCAUUACUCCUAAACAAGAAUAUGACGUUUUCCUUAGUUUCCGUGGUGUGGACACCCGAGCAAACAUUACCAGCCAUCUUUAUGAAGCUUUUUGUCAGAAAAAGAUUAGAACUUUCAUUGAUGAUAACCUUAUCAGAGGAGAAGAAAUUUUUCCAUCUCUUUUGAAGGCAAUUGAGCAUUCAAAGAUUUCAGUAAUCAUUUUCUCUAAAGGCUACGCUUCUUCCAAAUGGUGUCUCAAAGAACUUGAAGAGAUAAUUAAAUGUAAAAACAAGUAUGAUCAAGUUGUAAUACCGGUCUUUUAUGACGUAGAUCCAUCUGAUGUCAGGAAUCAAACUGGGGAUUUUGGGAAUUCGUUUGCUAAGCUUGAAAAUCGUUUUAUGAAUGAUUCAAAGAUGUUGCAGGAAUGGAGGACAGCUUUGAGGAAUGCAGCCAACCUUUCUGGUUUUCAUUCAAAGAACUAUCGGAAUGAGGCAUCACUUGUAAAAAAUAUUAUCGAUCAUAUCUUGAAAAGAUUGGAUUAUCACUUCUCAACAAUUCACACCAAGAACCUUGUUGGACUAGAUUCAUCAAUCGAGGAGAUUGAAGAUUUAUUAUGUACAAAAGGUGUUCGCAAGCUUGGAAUUUGGGGCAUUGGGGGCAUAGGUAAGACUACUCUUGCUAAUGCUGUUUUCAACAAAAUCUUUAAACAGUUUGAAGAUUCUUUCUUCAUUAAAAAUAUUAGAGAAGAAUCAGAGAAAAUCGGAGGAUUAAAUGACAUCCGCCAAAAAGUCAAUCAUGCACUCUUAGGGGAUAUAAAUCCCAAUAUCGGAUUCAUCUUCCCAAUAGAAAGGCUUAGUCAUAAGAAAGUUCUCAUUGUGUUUGAUGAUGUGACUACAAAUUUCAAACAAAUGGAAUUUUUAAGGGAAGUUUCUGACAACUUGGAUUUCGAGAGUCGAAUAAUCAUAACUACAAGGGAUAAGCAUGUCCUAACAAAUUGUGGAGUGCAUCACAUACACAAGAUGAAAGAAUUACCUUUUGAUAAAGCCAUUCAACUUUUUACAUUGUAUGCCUUUGGAGAAAACAACCCAACAAGAGAUUAUAUUGGGCUAUCAUCAAGUGUAGUAGCAUGUGCUAAACGUCUUCCACUAGCUCUUAAAGUUUUAGGUUCCUUUCUGUUCAAGAGGACAAAGAGAGAAUGGGAAAGUGCACUAAAAAACUUGAAAAUUAAUAGUCAUGGGGAUAUCCAUAAGGUGUUAAAAACAAGUUAUGAUGGAUUAAAUGAUAAAGAGAAAAAUUUAUUUUUAGAUAUUGCAUGUUUCUUUAAAGGAUAUAAAAGAGAUCUCAUAGAACCGAUCUUGAAUGUUCGUGACUUUGACUCUCAUAUUUAUAUAAAUCUUCUGAUUGAAAAGUGUCUCAUAACUAUAUCAUUUGACACCAUAACAAUGCAUGAUUUACUUGAAGAAAUGGGUAGAGAAAUUGUUCAACAAGAAUCAAUUGAUGAUCCUGGUAAACGUAGUUGGUUGUGGGAUCAUAAGGAUAUAUUUUCAAUAUUGAAGCACAAUACGGGAACUAGAGCAAUUCGGAGCAUACGCUUGGAUAUGUCUAAAGUAGAAGAGUUGCAUUUAAAUCCCAAAACUUUCAACAAUAUGCAGAACUUAAGAUUCUUGGAAUUUUAUGUUUCCGAACCUAAAAAUAAGGUGACUGAAUCUGAUUCCUCUACAGGGCGCCAUAACUUAAGAUUCUUAAAAAAAAAUAGCUUCAAGGAAGGAAAGAAGGUGCAUGGUUUUGAGAAACUUAAAUUUGAUUUCUCUGAGUUAAGGUACUUUUGCUGGCAUGGAUAUUCUGCCAAAUCAUUGCCACCAAAUUUUAAUCCAAAGAACCUUGUUGCACUUCAUAUGCAUAAUAGCAAAGUUAAACAACUUUGGACUGAUAACCAGAAACUGGUUAAUUUGAAACAUAUUAACCUCAAUCACUCUAAGCAUUUAUGCAGAGUACCGGAUUUUUCACUUAUACCAAAUCUUGAGAGCCUGAUUUUUGAAGAUUGCACAAAUUUACUCGAUAGUUUCUCAUCUAUCCAUAAUCUCCAUAAACUUGUUAUCCUUAAUCUAUGUGGAUGCAAAAGCUUUGAUAAUCUUCCAAUUAGUGUUCAUUGGCAAUCUCUUCGAGAAAUUAAUCUCUCUAAUUGCUCAAAUCUUAGAACAGUUCCAUAUCUCCCAUGCACAGUUGAAGAGCUAUAUUUAGAUGGAACAACCAUAAAAGAAUUGCGAUCAAUAGAGCAUCUAUACAAACUAGAGAAAUUGAGUCUUAGAAAAUGUUCAAGGCUUGAAAGACUACUUUAUGCGGUUAGCAAAUGUGCUGUACCAUUGACACUUGAAAGAUCCUCUUCCUAUAGAAAGUCUGAAAUAAGCAAGAUCAGUGGACAGAGACCAGAAACCAGAGACCAGAGACCAGAGAUUGAAUGCUAUAAAUUGCUCUUUUAA